Molecule: messenger RNA, 18831 nt
Organism: Ooceraea biroi (clonal raider ant)
Lineage: Eukaryota; Metazoa; Arthropoda; Insecta; Hymenoptera; Formicidae
Gene: Teh1
Product: tipE homolog 1 phospholipid transfer protein
Biological process (GO): regulation of sodium ion transport
Cellular component (GO): plasma membrane
Molecular function (GO): sodium channel regulator activity
Source: RefSeq, a predicted model, not a curated record
AUGCGCGGAAGCAGCUCCGAACUCCUGCUGGAGGCGAGCUGCAGCCAGUGCCAGAGCGAUCAAGAUCGGGGGCACCAGCGUCGGGACAGCGGCGACGGCGACGGCGACGGCGACGGCGACGGCGACGGCGACAGCCACGACUUCCACGCGCGGGAGCUACGUCGUCGCAAGCUGUUGGAGCUUGGGUUCGGCGCGUCGCGGCGCCGACCGCCACGGCGUACCUGCCGUCAGCGGUUUAACUUUUACGCCACGUCAGCCCUGGCCUUCGUCGCUACCUCAGGCGGUGCAGCCCUCCUCUUCCUGGUGCCGCUCUACGUCGACCCGGCCAUCAGCACCCUAGCGGCCGAUUUCUCGCCGGAGCCGGUGGUCUGCACAACGUCGCGGCGCGAGGAACUCGCCGGCCUCUUCAACUGCACAUGGAGCUCGUGUCGCGAGGGGUGCACCAGUGACAUGUACAGGUGCACCCACAUUUACGUUACUUAUGCGCCGUGGAGUAAUGCCACUAUGGGGAACGACACCGCCAGCAGAAACAUCACUGCGAAUGCCACGACCGCUGUCACUGCCGUGUCCUCCCCGGGGGACGUCGAGGCGGUGCUGCUGGUGAACAUCAAGGGCUGCGGAUACCCGCCGGAUGUCGAUUGCGAAAACUUCACCCGCGAGUUUGGGUACGAGGGCGUGAGGUUUCCCUGCCAUUACAGCCGGGUGAACGGCAGCAUAGUGAUGGCGAACUAUAAUCGCGAGGCACAGAUCGCUAUCAUUAUGCACUUCUUCGCGGCGCCUUUCGUAGUGACUGUCGCGACCAGCGUCGUACUGUGUGUGAUGCACUGUGACUGCAGAUGCACGCCGCCUCCGCGACAUCCGCCACGUGGCAUGAGAAGAUCCAGAGGCAACGAUCUCAGCGACCACUCGAUCAGCAACCGCGUGGAUCGUCGUGGACACCCGACGUAUUGCGGCGAAUGCGGCGAGGUGACGAGGCCCUUAUGACGACGCGAGGAGACGGCCGAGAGUGCCCUGGCCACGUCGCAGUCCGACUUUUAGGCCCUGCUCGCUCUUUCCGCCCUCGACCGUCCUUCGACCGCCGUAAUCUCCCCUCGUUCAAUUCCACUGCAUGUUUGCCGGCAGCACUUCAUUCCGAUCGUCUCCACCCAGCGCAAACCACCACACAUGUACAAAUGAACAUUCGUACAGCCCACACACGGACAGGCACACACGUACUCACGUACACGACGCAGCAGGUGCACGAACAGGGAAACGAUCCUUCGAUCCUCUCUCCCCAGGACUCGGGACCGCUCGCCAAGAGGUGAAUCCUUGCACGUGGUUGUUACACGGUUACUGCAGUGUUACCACGGCUACUGCGUAGCUAAUUGGCUCAAGGGCGGUUCGCAGCUAGUAAUUACGAGCGCUCGUAUCACGAGCCUGGUGAUAAUUGAGCGGCGCGAUUGAUAUGACCGUAAGGCACAUAUACGAUCGGAAAUACUGCGACACCUGCGAAAAGAUGAAUCAAUUAUUCUUUCGGCGUAAUGACAGGGUGUAAAAUGGUAUUCGUAUUGUAUCUACGCUCUCUCACAAGCGCUCGAAAGAAUAGAAGACGCGAAUUGGAUUAUUUUUUCUUUCGUUCUCCAAGAAGACACGUGAAAUUGGAUUUUACUGUUGUUUUGAAUGCAACGAGUGAUUCCAAUGUAAUGGCUACGACUGUAACGAAAAAAACAAUGUUUACCAUGGACAAAGCUCGAUGGACAAAGGACGAGCGUUACAUUACGAGAUGAAAUAUGAAAUAAAUAAUCGACAGCUAAUUUAGGAUCAAAAGGGAGAAACAUGCGAAAUAUUCUAUGGCCAUUAUUUGCUGCAAUAUCGUAAGCAUCUAUUGGCCUACGCGCGCGCUAAUUAAUUUCAUUUGACGAUACGACUGCAAGCUUUGAAUCGUCGCUGUUAUAUGGAGAAUUCAAAUGCGAUGAUCAAUAUUUGCGAGUCUGUCCGGCUGUGAACAGCAACGAAAAUUACCAAACGAUAAAACGUAUGAUAAAACGUAUAAUGGCAUCGAAAUAUUUCCGAUACACAAAAAUCUGUUUGUUGUCGCAAAUAAAAUUAUGCCCCCGUCGCAUAUCGAAUUUUUGAAAUAAACAUAAGCGUGGUAUUCCCUGAUUGUAUCAAUCCGCCGCACGUGCACGUUUAUUGAAAAUUUCCACCCACGUUUGACCGAGGUGAAUGCGUCCCAAUUGGUUCCGCACGUGGUCGGGAAAGUCUACGUCCGCAAAAUUAGCCGGGGAUCAUGUGGAAUCCUUCCAAAUUUCUUCAGCCAUCGACACAACAUCCUUUACGUAUAUUCGUUAUACAUUUCCAAUAAUUUCUUUCAGUCGGUUGCAUCAUUCAAUCUUCUUAGCAAGCAGACAUCUCGGCUUCUUUCGACGAGCUCGAUACUUCUAUUGUGCAAAUUUCUUUUCGCACGUGAGAGCCAAGUCUCGUGGAAAAUCUCGGACGACUCGCAAAUAAAUGGACGUAUCUAAAAUCUAUCUGCGAAAUCGAUCGGACGACUGUAGGCCUGGCGACAGCCAAUUUAUUUUCCUGCCUCUGGAAAGUCGUUAUUCUUGAGAAAACGCCGAAAUGAGAAGGCAGAGUAAAAGAGAUUGAGGGAGAGAAAGAAAGAGAGGGAAGAAAAGAAGACUCGAGUUCUCGAGGAGUUGCCGGGCUAUUCUCGUUGUUCCUGUUUUCCCUGAUAUGUCGACCUGGAAAGGCACAGUCGCGAAAUAAGAAAUCAGCCGGUGUCUCGUACGGAUAGAUUCGGAGACGUCGGUUUACUCGGGCUCGUUCCAUUAUAGCGUAAUAUUAAAUCUUCAGAGAUCCGGCCGGGGAUCCGAUAAUCCUGAUCGUGGAUGUCUCGCGGACGCGCCUUUUUUGUUCUGGAAAAUGGACUUCGUUCGAUCGAACGUCAGAUUGCAGCAGGAAUCGAUAACGCAUUUUGCAGCGGCGUCGAAAUGUCGUUUCUCCCCUGCUCCCCUCGCGAGUGGGUAAAUGCACGCGGGAGUUUUUACAUCCCCCGUACAUUUUGACCUUAAACCGUGCAAAAAGCGUCCCGUUGAUAUCCCGCGCGUCAAAGAAAUUGCACGGUAACUGCAUUUUUCACAAGAGAUUAAAAACUUCCCCGAGAGUCCCGUGCUCUCAAUUUACAUGUAAAUUACCGCGGGGGUAGCGUUAAUAAAACAAGCGCGACACGGCCGACAAGUUACGAACAACGCCAGAGGAUCGCGAGAUGAUAAUCGCUACGCGGAGGCAUUACACGGUUGAAUAUGUCAAUAAAAUAACGAGAUUCUGAUUGCUUAUCAAAUACCGUGGCAAAUGGCAUUUUCGCGUCUGCCAUUUCAGAAAAGCAGGAGGAGGACGGCAGUCCAAGUUUCCGUGCAACUUUCGCGCAGAUAUGAAACUCCACUUGUUCUCCACGGUGAAAUUGGCUCUUGAUAAAAGACAUUAAUUUCUUGAACAGCACCGUUGAACUCAGCGUCUAUUUAAUAGCACAUUUUACUAAAAGCGGUUCAUUUGUACGUGGAUUCGUCUAAUGGAAUCAGCGCGCAUCCCGCGUCAUGUCGACAGCAAUUAAUGUACCAAGGGUAGCAGAUGCACCCCACGCCGAGUUACGUAUUACUUGUACACGCUCCAUCCGGAAAACGCAUUCGUUUCGUAAUAAAAUAUGUAUACUCUCAUCGGCUUGACUUGAAGUGGUAACCAAGCUAAGCGGAUCGCAUUUAUUAUUUGCGAACCAGUAUUCUUCCCGACUUUGACCAUGAUCCGUUUGUACAGAUCGUAAAAACAAUAACGUAGCAAGAUGCAACGCUUCCCUGACAAAUGGUCAAGCAUCUCUGGGGACGAAGCCGCAAUAUCAAAUUUAAUUAUUUCGGAAUCCGCAUGUUUAAAUUAUGCGACGAUUAAUAAACUGUUGCGCGCCCUGUCUCUCGGGAAAACAAAAUUUUCAAUCCCGAAACAAUUCAUGGGUGGACGAUGCAAAAUCUGGACGCCGAUAACGAGGUUUUACAUGCGCGAUAAGCAACGAGCGUUUCGGAAACAUUUCGCAGCGAUAAUCAAACGUUCAUGCUCCGUCGUACCGCACCGAUUUCCGCUCUUUUUUUCUCCCUACUACUGGUUAUACGUAUAGGUAUACGUGGAGUUUCAUGGAGGUCUCGCGUGCUUCUUUCUGCUUACGAGGCAAACAGUUUUUGGAGCCACUGAAACUCGCCGAGGCAUGCAACCGAUUUGGGUGUCGAGUUCCCUUGGAAUUUGCACAGAUACAUUCGCACACAUCGUCACACGUGCAAUUCGAGCUCACUAAGCCAACGAGAAAAAUAGUUUUGUAAGCUUCGUGUUUCGGUUGGAUGGUUAGUUGUGCGGUAUAAUGGCACGCGCUUUUGAUUACGAUAUAAAUUUCAAUACAAAUUGCUUCAUUUCAUAGAAACGACUGGAAUUACGCUACCACGUUUAUUAGUACUUUAUGAUUUAUUUCAACCAAGUAAUUUAUGUAAGUGAUCGAUUGGAAAGAAAUACUGACAAAGGCAAUUUCACGUGAUUUAUUACAUGUAUAUAUAUCUCAAUUUUUUUCUACAUGCAUCUCAGGCACCGCUGCCAAACUCGCAAAUCUGAAACUUUUAGUCGAGAGUCACGUGGUAGCUGCGCUUAAUUAUCGGCGAAAUGCAAAAUUUAUGACACAAGUUGUCGGCAGGCAUGCAGCCUGUACGCUGAAAUUAUGCGAAGCCGGAAGCCCGAACACUGCAUUACAUUGUCGUUGCAUACCUGAUAACGUUUGCCCUGAAAGCAUCAAAAUUAAAAACUCGCGAGCGUUUCAGAGUUCCCAAGGAUCCGUAAGGCCCAAUUCGUUUCCCUCUUCUGCCUUUCUCUGAUAAUCCUCGAGUGGAUCAUGAUUUAUAUACUUUAUUGCAGCAUUCUUUUUUUCGUAUUCUUACAAAAAAGGGGGGAGGACACACAUCAAGAUACAUAUGCAUGAGAAAACACACACAGGCAUCCGUAAAAAUUACAUUUCUUAUUGAUUUACAGGUCACGUAAGUUCGUUCUCGGUAGCUCAAUUAUUAAUCGCACUCAAUUAUUUAUCAACCACAAAGCGACAAGGCUGCGCCUUAAUUCUAAAGCGUUGCCCCGACACGCCGCGCUUCGAUAAUGUUAUUUCGCAGUCGCGACUCUUCCGAGAUAUCUGAUCGCAGAUGCCGAGAGCAUUGCGAGCUUGCUCCAGAUGGCUCGUUUUCAUGAAUCACGUAUCUUGAACGAGAAUCUGGGGCAAUCGGAUGUUUGUGUCGCGCGAGGGAGAGAGAGAGAGAGAGAAAGAGAGAAAGAGAGUGAGUGAGAGAGAAAAAUCAAUUAACGAGGAGUAAAGGGACGUGCACACACGUUCGUCCUGUUGCAAAAGACCAUUUUCACAUAGCAUUGUGUCAACGACGUCUGGUAACGCGCAACUCUGAUGUAAUAUCGCACGAAAGUGCAUCUUGACGGCGGCGUUGCAGAAAGCGCGCCAAUACAAAAAUAAAUCGUCACGAUAAACAAACGGUCGUGACAAAACCAGGAAACAGAGAAGCGAUAAAAAAAGAGGAAAAAAAAGCGGUAAUCGAUCGUUUCUUAAUCGGUGCCAUCUGUUGCAUUCAUCGAACCGCGACGCGACGAUGCAUCAAUGCAAAGAGACGCAUCUCGGCCACUGAUACGUGUGCACGAUCGAAGUGCGCUUUUUCUCUUUUCUUCUAAAACGCGGUACACAACUGCGCAGCCGAAUAAAAAAUUUAUUGGCAUUUUAUAGGCCGCGAGAUAAAAAAUACGCGCGUCGUGUGAUUGAUAGACACAUGCAGAUUUCGGCCGAAUUUCCAUGGAGUCGAGUUAUAUACACGAAGUUUCUUGCACCCAAAACGACUAACGAGAAUCUAACUCAAAACAAAAGAUCUCUCUCUCUCUCUUUCUCUCUCCCUCAACACGCGUGCUCCGUAAAAAGAAGAGAACACUCUAGCUUACAAAUAACAUAGGUAGAUCCUAGUCACACUCGGUAAAGUGACGACGGAGGCGCGCUUGUUUGCUUGAUUAACCGAUAGCCUACCCGGAAAUCGGUAGAACGAACGGAAACGGACGUACGGGGGAUCGAGUGCUGGCGAUCUCUCGGCGCGUGCCUCCGAUGGUGCGCGUCUUAUUAAUUAUAUGGGCACUGCCAGGCUUGCAAAACUUUAAUCAAAAGACACACCGGCACCGGCCAAUCAAAGACCCUUAAUCAAAUCGAGCCGCGGAUCGCCGAUGACGAUUAAAACGUAGACGUUAAGCGCGGAACCUUGAAUCGAGCAUUGAAUCGGCAAUUUUCCUAUGCUAUGCCGGUCGUCUCCGGAAAAGAAAAAAAAAAAGAAAAAGCCGCGCGGUAUCCGCAAACUUGUGCAGAACGAGCAAGCCUGUGCCUUGCAUUUAAUGAACGCCGGCCUGUGGAUCGUACAAGGGCACGUUUAUCGUUAUGGUGCAUGCUCGAUCGGCAGUUUUCCCGAGACAACCUGCAUAUUAAUGCCGGAGGAUAGCUGUGACCAAGCUUUACGAGGAAGGCCGCAUUAAUAAGGUCACGAGCUUAAUGAACCAAAAAGAACAACUCUAAUAAUAAUAAUAAUAAUAAUGAUGAUAAAAGUCUAACGAGCGCGACAGAACGGCGAGACACAGCGCUCGUAGGAAUUAAUGAUCGUUAUCCUAGAUAUGUCUGAUAAACGAUAAACGAGCCGAAACUUCGUUAAGGAUUUUGUACGUUGACUCGGGCGACCUGGAUGGUCUUCAAGGUUGCCUCUGGUGGAGGCUAUCAUAGCGUAUACUUCUUUUCUCGUACACGUGGACACGCGAUGCUCGCGUCCCGACGUCGCGCACGAGAGAUUAGAUCGGGCCCAGGGAGCCGGCGACGUUGUAUCGCGUGAUCGAGGCAAUCAUUGACGAUCAAUGGAUCGUUUCGUCUGGCACGAUCGAUGGGCCUCUUUCGUAGUACGGGACAAGAAGCCACGUGGUGUAGGAGCAAGAAAAUAUACGGAGCUAAUAAAUUAUAAUUGUAAUUAGUAGCGCUUCGAAUUAACACUAAUGGUACACACUUGCGAGCACACACAGUCACAGGACACACAUAUAUAUACACACGCGCGCGCGCGCGCGCAUACAUCACACAUACACAUCACACAUAUAUGAGAACGCGUUACAUACGUAUGAAUAAGCGCGCGCAAUGUAAAUUAGACGAGCUUUAGGCUAAUCAAAGGACUCGCAUUCGUUGAAUGGGGCUCGUAGAUGAAAACGACGCGGUAUCGGUAUCACUCGUGAUUUAAUUAAGGACGUUAAAUAGCCGCCCGAUGUUGGCAUUUAGCUGGUCUAAAUCGCAGAGGGUCGUUUCUACUAAUCAUAGUACUGUUGAGUUUAACCGAUUGUGAGAUACUUUAUUAUUAUACGUACAUGCGUAGGCUACGUCGGGAAAUCGAAUUUGAAAUCGACAUUUCUACCGAGACCGUUUGUAAGGUGCGUGUUCGCAUACGUGCGCGGUAGCAAUCCGGUCGACGUGCCACUUGGUGGUUGUCACGUGGCGAUCGACGAAGCAGAAACGUGAUGCCGUCCGAAUCCGUUAACAAGAAUAUAAUGGAAUGCAUUCCACGAUACGAAGAUAGAAAUUUACAUUUCCUUCGCAUAUUGAGAUAGAGAAGCGAGAGAAUUUGUGAAAUUUCUCAAGUCCAAGUGGAAUUAGAGUCACAAAUAAAUUUGUCCCUAUUCCGAAUAGUUGGCGCAGAGCUCUACGAUGGAUGGUGAUGGAACAGAUGAAAAAGCAAUUAGUUAUCCCUAAUGAAACGCAUGCAUAUUAAUGGCAGAUGUCUGGCAAGUUUCGCGUCCAAGUUUCGAGAUCGACUUGAGGUGCGAAUCACCCCUUCAGGUUGAAUGCAUGACGCCCUUCGCGAAUGCAAUCUGUUCUACCGUCUCCUCCCGUCGCGCAUCUCCCCUUGUCGGCCUGACCUUAAUUGUAGACUAACCCAGAUUAUAGAAGUCAGAGGCAACUCCGACGAGAACGAACAAUCUCGGAAACGAUAAGACUCCCCUGCUUUGUCAUUAAGCCUCGCGAAUCACCUCUUGUCGAGAGUUUUCAAUAUUCAGCCUUCUCUGCUUCUCUCUCGCUUUGGAUUGUCCACGCGCGGUAACCGAGAAUCCCUAAUUUUUCAAAUCGACAGCAAGUCACGUCAUCAGUGCAUUAAUAACGGUCUAAGUCGGUCACGAGGGUAAUGGAAUUACCCCAGAUAAAAUCAAUAGAAUUUUUUUCUUUCCACCGCAACAAAUUUUAUUAAUUAGCUUGCUUUUAUCUGCUUGAUGAAAAUAUCAUAAAAAUAUUAUGAAAAAUCUCGGUGGAGAGACGAGAUAUUGGAAGAUAGCGAAUUACAUGCAGAUAUGCAAGUGUAUAAAUGAUGAAGCCAGCGUAAAUACGAAUUUUCUCGAUGACUCGCAAAUUAUCGUCAUAACUUGUAGAGCUACCGAUAAAAAUACUUUACGCUCGUUUGCCGCUUGAAUGAAACGUAAUAUUCGGUAUUAAUGUUUUCAGAGCGCGAUAUUGUUUCCUGUCGGUCCGUGUCGAUGUGUUUGUCCGAGCGGUAGUGUACAACGUGGUUAGAUGGUUCAAUAACCAGCGAUGUAUGUUCCUGGCGACCCGCCUCACAUCGAUCAUCCGCAUUCGGCGAGAUAUCAUUUCCUCUCUCUGAAACUUUCCUGAAAAUCUCGCCCGCAGAUAGCGAGAUUGGACAGGUGUCACCGGCACAUUCUGCGCCGACGAAAAAUCUUCGCCUAUCUUUGGGACACCUGCUCUGCGAUCACAUCAGAAAUACACAUUUCAUUGGCAGAACUUGUCAAUCUACCAGACUUUUAUUUUCAUUUUCACCCGUUUUUCGUUCCGUUUCACCUUCGUAAUAUCCCAUAGUUCAUGUCACGAGAAAAACUCUAUUCUUUCUUGGAAAUCUUUUUCUGAAGGUGCAUCGAAUCGUUCUUCCACAACGUUUCUCGUUUAAGAUCUCAUUUAAACUCUAAAAUCUCCAUCUUUAAUGUUAAACGUGUUAAAUGUCAAAGUUGUCGCUAAACUGCCGGACAUCGUGUUUCAAAUUACGGAACGAUUGCUCGUAGAGAAAAACUAUUAUUAAAGAGGGACUUGAUCGAGAGUGAAAUGUUUGCGUGACUUCGUCGUCGUCGCCGUGCAAACUGCCGCAUAGUCAAUCGCGCGUUUUCCCUGUUGAAGAAGCUUCAAAAAUCGUCGACGGAUUGUUACUCGCCGCAACGAGAAACAUUAUACACGUGCGAUGUAUAAGAUUCCUGAUUUUGUAAAAGCAGCAAAACAUAUAUCUAGAAUAAUAAUAAAAGUGAUAUAUAUGAGGUUUUAUAAAAGAGCUACCUGUUUCUCACUCUCUCUCUCUUCCUGGGAACGUUUGUUUCCUGCCCGACAUUCCACACGUCUUCCGUCUUCUUACGUCAUAGUUGUCGGAAAAUUUCCGAUACGUAACAGCAGGUUCGUAACUGCUGAACAAGUUUCUCAAGAAAUGCAGUAAUGCGCCUUCGGGGUUCUACGACGGCAACACGAAGCCCCAGGGUGCGGUAUGGUGCCUGAACUGACCUUUAGCUCGAAAUUCGUUUUAUUUUGAUUUCAAAUUGUUCUUCCGCUCUGGAUAUAGGGACGAGAGAAAAACUAUAUAAAAACUAAUCAAAUGUAACUUCUCUGCCAGGAAGUAAUUUCAUUAUCUCGCAACAGCUCACUGAGCAACAGCGGUCACUUUCGAGCAAAUAACUUCUAUCCUUUUUGUACCACCUCGUACAACGUCCCGAUGCAUGAAACGAUAAGAGAAAAAAUUAUUUAAUUAAGAACCACACGCGCAAGGAACUACGAUAAGUACGGUCUCGUACUGCGAGCUGAAAAGUUUACCUGCUAAUAGAAGAAUAUCACCGGAAUUUACUUUUCAACAGCCUGUUUAAUGCACGAAACUAGCUUGUUUACGGCUACUACAGCACUAAUCUCUAUUCAUGGCGACAGCCACAUAUGUGCGGCCUUAUCUUUUCCGUGUUCCUUGCCAGUCCUCCCGGACUUGCCGCCGCAUCAUGUACAGCACGUAAACGGUAAAUCUGCACGUAUCACCCCAAUUUCCCGGGAAAUGACUGAGUUUCGCGAAAGCAUCGCUGCAGAUUCCGCACAGUUCUCCAUUCUGUGUGCGAAUCCCAGGAGUAUCAUGAACCGCAGAGAGAUCACGUGUUCAAGUUUCGUUGCGACUGUUACUUCUUCAGCGAUCGCUUUACGACCACGCUUAUCGAACUAUCUUGUCCCGUUGCCGUUACGUCAAUGUAUUUAUUAUAAUAUAUUAUUAACAAGAGCCGAAUGGCUCUUUAUUAAUAUCACAACGCAAUUACUGUCGCAUAUUAAUAUCAAUGACUGUUCGAAAUGUCGCGUUUUCAGUAUUAAUCACGAAAAUAAAUUUAGAUUCCACCCCCGCGCAGCUCGCUUCGUUUCGUUCCCGGCGGCGACGUCGGAGACCGAUAAUCUGCAAAAUUGUCCCUCGAUUAUAUCGUAACACGCAAAUUUAGCAUCGCGGCUCGCUUAAAAAAGAACUGUUCGAUCCGCGUCGACCGCGAAUACCCCGACUUCCUUCCAUUCACGUUCCGUUAAUAGCGAGCGCACUUGAAAUUGCAUACACGUCGCCGGUUUAAGCCCCGGAUGUUAGUGGCGUAACGUAUCCCGGUCGAUCCCCCAUAAUCGGGCUGUUUUUAUUCCGUUCUCGGACCCAGCCAUUGAUCGCAUCAUCCUUUUCUUCCGCAAGGCACGUCGAUCGACUCGUAUCGCGCGAUCCUUUUCCGCUUUUGAUCCUACUUAAUCGUGGAAGCUUGCGUCACGGACGAUUGCCUAUUUGCAAGGGUGUGGCGCGACCCGGUAUAAGUCCCACCGGUCUAUCGAGUUUCUGGGCGCGGUAGAGGCUUGAAUGAACCCUCGUGUAACUUCGAGAGCGUAACAAUCCCCGUGUAAAUUAGUCUGUUAAAUAUACGCGCGAUUAGCGCGUGUCUACGCCUAAUGAACGAUUGUACUUAAUAAUGAUUACAGAUUUCGCGCUUAAGCGCGAUAGGGACCAUUUCCUCGAGGUGUAUAGCCUCAGUCGAUUUAAUCUCCCUCCUCUCUUGAUCUCCGGAUGCGCUAAUUCAAAAUCGAUUUUCGUAGUUGCUGGCUGUGGAAAAACGUGACGACGAUUAACGUAAGAUGAAUAAUCCCCCCGCAUCUGGAGCAUCCGGAGAAUCAAAUUCACGCCAGUUCCCGUUCCCAGCUUAAGCUUAAGGCACACGACUAAUAAGCUGCGUUUGCGCUCGUUCGGGAUCCCUUAAAUUCCGAGAAAAAUGAUAUCACGAGAGGAGAACCAUAAUCCAGAAAGCGGAUCUCGCUAGCUCGGAUGAUGGAUAUCCUCAUAUACGUAAAACGUGCAAAGCCGGUCGGUGUUCGACUUCGAGGAAUCGCGCGGCGCUCGCAGGAGCAGGUAGCUCGAAGAAAAGAUUCAUCGACAGCCCGAAGAGGUCUGAAAAGAACGCGGAAAAAGGAGCGACCUAGAUUCACCUAGAACCCCCGACUCUUCCUCAGUUUCCUUUGUCGAGCCGACAAGCAGGCUCGCGAGUUAAGGACAAAGGCGAACGUUCUCGCAUGAAGAUCUUUCGGUCUCCAGGAUGGUGCUCUCGAUGGCAACGCGCCAUAGUCUUCUUGACGAUCACCUGAAUUUAUUGAUCCUCGUCGCCUCCAUUUUCUUUCCGCAAAGCAUUUUUUUUCGUGGAUCUUGAGGAACUGAAUGGACUCUCGAAGGCGAGCGUUUUGUAUUCAGCUAUAAGUAGCCGCGACCUUUCGAGGCUGCGGAAUAUCGAAAGUUUGCCAAGUUCAUUAUAUCCCGAAGCGCGCGCGAGGCAUAUUGCGGCUCGGCUCGGUAUGUAUACUUUUCAACGCUAAUCGAUAGUUGGAAGUACCGAAGCCGCUUUGCUUCAAUAUGUGCACGCGCACUAUAAUUUGGAUCAUACCGGUAAGUACAUAUUUUAGGCUUCAGUGUAUUUUAGUGCUGCAGAUAAAUUCUUCAUGAAAAUGUUAUUACGAACUGCUGCGUCACGUUAUGUAAAACGGCGCUUCUCUUCGAUUUUCUUGUAUGCACUACGAUACAUGCGUUCCACUUUCUGGAUGUGACACGAUGAAGCGUUGGCUGGAAUACGUGUUAAACGCAACGUGUUUAUGCAAAAUUACAGUUUCGAUAAAGUUGAAAUAACAUUUUUAAUGUCUUCACAUAUCAGUUAAACUUAACUGAUAUUUAAUUCAGAAAGAGAACGCUCGAAUCCUCCUCAAGAUAACUUUAAAUAACAUUCACGCUACUUUGACAGAAACUCGUUCUCCAUAAAGCUGCAGGCAAAAAAGAAAAGCAAACCGCCGUUACAUCAUCGUUUCCAGCCAGCAACUCCCGUAUCUCCCAGCUCGGAAUCAAGGACGAUAAAAAAUUGUGGAGCGUGGGUGCACGGUACAGGAGGCGAAAAGUUUAAUGUCAUCCAUCGGUCGGAGAGAUUUUGAAGCAGGUCAUUCGUGAUAUAAAAGGGGUGACAAAAGGAGAGGGACUCGCAUUAGCCGAUCGCUUUAUAGUUUACAGGCGUGAUGGGAAUAACUUUGACCUGGAUCGCCGGCAUUCGCCGUGCAUAACUAUCGUCCGCUGUCACACGCCCCCGCGUGACCACCCCGUAUCGUAAGUACGUCAGCUCUGCACUGUCUGCGCACCCCCAGUGUCGUGCACCCCACCGACCGGACGCGGGAGCCUCUCUGUAUGUGCAUUAACGUGUCACGUAACCGCGAGCGUGCCGUUCGCGUUAUUCGCAGUCGACGAUUUCCUCCCCUGUCGUCGGCGUCUGGUCGUCGCAAUAAAUCCGCGCGUAGAUCGCACCAGAUUAUAAUCCCCGUGGUCGUCGCGAUGGGAAAAAUAUUGCACCCCGUAUAAAUAAAUCGAUCACGUAAUGGCUCAAGUCGGUCAUGUUUUUAAAGCAGUCAAGGUGAUGUAUAUCGGCGCGUCUGUCUCCUUUCGUCGGACCGAUCGCGCUCGUUCUCCUUCUCCCUUCCCGAGGCUAGCUGAUCUACUAUUCACUUAAUCAUGCAACUGCACCGCAAAUUAUACAGCCGUUGACCUACAUAUCGUCAGACAUAACGUGCCGAUUCCUGUGGUCCGAUGCGUUCGCGUGAAAACGCGGGAGUUUGUCUAGGCGCGAGGCCGUGCGCGUUUUGUUCGUUUUCUUAUUUGCCAUUUGUCAGUAUUAAAAAAACAGCGUGACGAUAUUUUCUGAGAUGAGUAGAUGGAGAAGCCAGGCAAAAUCACCUCACCCGUCCCAUUAUUUCUACAAUCCGGGAAAAUAAAGUGGUUCAUCAAUUUUUUUUGCACCACGUUCACAUCUGAAAUUAUAAUGUGUACGCGCGUUUCGGUGAACGACGCUGAAAUUAUUCGCGGCGGAAGGAAGCCAAGGGUAGCGGAAAUCAUACAACCCCCGCGCGCAUCAUCGGUGUCUCUCUCGGAACUCUUUGUUUGCCUCCCCGAAGUGGUGCUUACGCGAAAUCGACGCGAAGAUUGUCAUUCGUAAACGCGGGGGGUGCCAAAUAUCGAUUUUAGAUUCCGUACUGUCGCGCAGCUCGCGACGUCGUGUGCUCCACUUUUUCAGGAAGGCACCUAGAAGCGACCAAUCGACCGUGCAUGAAUUAUCGAUUUCCGACUGCGAAAAUUGAAAAAAACGCAGCGCGCUUAGAUGCAAAACAGACCUGAAUUUUCAUCGUGCCGUCACCGUUACGUCUUCUUUUAUUUGGUACUUAUUGAAUAACGGAGUAUCAGCUGGUCGUUCGGCAUCGCUUUUGCUACGCAUUAUUAUAGCAAAAGAUAUACCAUACAUAAAUGUGGAGCAAACGCAUAACGCGGAACGUGAGCUAUUUCGCCCGGGCUUUGAAUCGGUGUCUUGUUGACUCAACUAUUGACUGAAGCACGAUAUUGCACGUACAUAAAGCAAAUUUGAUGUUUCACCGUUUCAUUCAGCAGAUCAUGAUCGACGGUUUCCUCGUAUGCACAAGUCUGCCAAUCAAUAUCACUAUGAGAAUUUUGGUUCAUGGAGUCGUGCGAUGCACGUUCUAGAAAUUAUGGACAUUAAUAUCAUACGAAACUGAUAUGCUCGUGAUGAAGCAGUUUAUCAAAUUAACAUUUCUAAUAUAUUUAUAUUAACAUUUAUAAUAUCGCAUAUUCUAAAGUCGUUAAUGCUUCAUAAUAAAAAAAAUACACGUCUAAGGUAUUUGACAUUAUUUACGUUCAGAUAAUUAUUAUAGAAUUUCAGUUGUUACAUGUUACUCCGAAAAAUCGUGCACGGAUAUCGCGAAUCUCUUUUAUGCACGUAUAAUUUUCCGUAUUUUAUCCUAGAGCAAAUUCGGUGUUGGAAAUAUUGGAUGGAAUUCCGUAAUUUAAUAUUCGCCAUGGAUCGAGAACGAUGUCACAAAUUUUUACAAAACGGGGCGGUCGUCCCGCAGACCUUUAACGUUUUAUCUCGGAACUGCCAACCGAUAAUCUCUCUCGGCAAAGUGAUUUUCCGCGUCCCGGAUCCCACCGCUUUUCACUAUUCUUCUUCCUUGUCACGGUGAGUUUUUGAUCCGGUUACAUGACGGCGAUUGUAUCGAGAGCGAUUAUGCAUCGGAAUUUUUUCCCGGUGCGCGCUCGUUCGAGUGCCUUGAUUAAUGCAUGGUAAUGCACUGGGACGCGUUAAUCACAUUUACGGCUAUUAAAUCAGAAUAAUUGUCGCACCAACGUUAUCAUUUCCAUUUUCCAGAGCGACAGAGCUCUUUGCACGCGGUUUUCUUAUUUUCUAUAGAAGAUUGGUGAUUACGCAGCACACACAUUAAUCACAAUUAUACGCGUUACACGCGAGGAGCGUAGAGUCCAUAAAUCAGCGUACGGAUUCCCUAAUUGCCAGUGCUUUAUAUCCAUAUUUAAUCUCGGGCGUUUAGUGAAUCUGUUGCGAUGGACGCAUGCCAAAUGUGUUCGGCCUAAUUAUUUUCCGAGACACCUAGCAAUCGUCCAGGUCGAAAUUCGGGAACACGGAUGGAUCCCUCCCUGGGGAGAGUCGACGUUGGCGACGUCAAAGGCAUCCCAGCGGACGUUGUGCGCGCGAUCGGGCUUGCUGCCAAACCAAUUCAGCUGUAAUAAUAUUUGCAUAAACUGGAUUCAACGUGUCUGCUGCAUAAAUCACGCAGCGACACGCGCGGCCACCCUCUCCUCCGCUACGGGAAUAAUAACGGCUGGAGAAGAAGCGGCUUUUGAAGCACGCUGUGCCACUUCGUUCAGGUAUGCCAGCCGUACGCUUCUAUCCUGAAUACUGUUCAAUCGGGCGUAUUUUACGUGAUCGAUUGUAUAGGAGAAAACGGAAGGGAGUUUUCCAGUGCCUCGAGGAUGCAAGAAAAACGGCGAAACACUCGAGAAACCCAACUUUCAAUUGGAACGAGCAAAGUUACGCUGUCCUCAAUACUGUACUUGCCGGUGAUUGCAAUGUUCCGGACUGCAAAAUUCGAUUACGAUGCACAGCGCAUUUUUCGUAGAUAAUAAAACACAUUUAUAUAGAAUACCUGUGUAAAAGGCGGUAAAUGAGAAAUCGAUACUCGGAGCGAGCUCACGCAGAGGAGCUACGCCGAAUUACACGAUUAAGAUUUUUAUCGAAUACCUCAUAAAGCUCGGAAUUACACGCGAAGAACUCUCUAUACAUCGCUAUGCCACUACGCUGUGAAGUAAAUUGAAAUACGAGAUUUUUCCCCGCUCAGAUAUACCAGACGAUUAUCAUCCGCAUCAAAUAUUAUGAAAAGCUAUCUUGGAGCACAAACGUUCUCGUUGCAUAUUAAUGAGGCGAACACAUCUGAUCUCAGAAAAAGUUAUUUUGGAGUAUAUACGGCGGGCUCUCAACCGAAAACCGAGAACAAAUGGAAAUGCAUAAAGAAAUCCUUUAUGCUACGAAUAUAAGGAUAUAAGGAUAUUUAGACUCAUGGAAGAUUUAACGACGCACACACAGAAGGCAGAAUCCGUUUCAGACAUGCUCGCGACUCGGAAACUGCAGCACGAUGUGCACAUUACCAACGUAACUGGCACGGAAAAGUCCUCGGACGAGAUAAUUUGUCACGAGUGAGGGCGCGGGACAAAGACGCAUAUCGAACAACCCCUCGCCAUCCACUAGUAUAGUCGGAGGACACUCGACCGUUCCUUUAUGCGACGUUGACGGAAUUUGCUGACAAAGCAAACCAGAAGUACCAUUGCUCGGAGAGAGAGAAAGAGAGCGCACAUCCGCUCUCAAUGUCUCUCAAUGUGAUGAUGUAAUUUUAUAUAAUACGGAAUAAUUGUUAAUUGCGUAGAAUAAAUAAAAGUAUAGAGGUGGUUGCCGAGUACCGCUUUUGUAUCUUACUUGAACAGUGUAACAAGAAUUACACUGGGCACAUUUCCAUAGAAAAGUUUUAUUUUCCAAGACAAAGAAAGGGAAAUGAUUUAUAUGGUUGCACAGUAAUUAAUUCCUAGAAUACUUUUCUUUGGGCUUUUAAAGAGAGAGAGAGACACAAAAAGUCCAUUUUCCAUUUAUUCUAUGCAAUUAAGAAUAACCGUGCGUUUGCGAUUCAAAUUUACUUCUCGUUUACGUUUAAAGCUGUUACAAUAGCCUGGAUGGAACAUCGUACAUAACUGAUUUAACAUCAACAGAAUGUUAAAUGCUGUAUUUGGUAAGACAACACCGUGUAACUUUAUACGUGAUUACCUUUCCUUUUUUUCUGUCACUUUGCUGUUUUUCUCGUCCUUUUUCUUUUCUCGCUUUCAUUCAGAAAUUUACCGAAUUUAUUAUUACUAUCAGACUUACCAGAUCCGAAAUAUCCAAAUCUACCGAUCAAUACGAAAUUUGUCGUCGUUCGCGUUAUCCUUCUAUAUAUACGUCAUCUUUUCACUAUCAAUCAUAAAGACCUUUCAAGCAGUUCAUGUAAACUUUGCGAGAGAAGCAAAGUAGGCCAUGCCAGGUGUGCACCAUAGCUUUCGGUUUAACUCGGCAACUCCGUUCUUGAUCCCCCAGUCGGCAGAUAAAAUAAAUCUUUGAAUAUUUAACCAAGUUAAGCCAACGAAUAUAAUUUCAUUUAAGAUCCAUCGGAAGGUUUGCCGUAUCAUAACUCCGGAAAUUCCACUUAAAGCUAGUACAGAGCGCAUUAAGUCAUCGGUUGUCAGAAAAUAUAUUUAUUCCAGAACAAGCGAUGUUGUGGCAAAUUUAGGAAAUGCAAUGUGAUAAGAUUUUAUCAUUGUUGCACCUGAUACACGAAUUGGGCAUGCGAAUUAUGUAUAUAAUAUAAAAUUAUUUGCAUUAAAGCAGAAAGUUUCCAGAUAUACCUGCCGGGAUGAAAUUUUCCUGAGACCGAUCACAUCAAAUAUCAAAUAUCGAUGAGAAGUCAUCAAAUACAAUAACAUAGAUAUAGAAUCAAGUAGAAUCUGGACGACUUGGAAAAUGGGGUCAAGCGUUCCGUGAAAUAUUACGCUAACUCUGCGCUUGCCGCAGCAACGCACUUGCGGUACACAAGUAAUGUUCAAGCUAGUUCUAAUAUUACGAGUUACCCUCUUCUUACAGCAGCAACUCCUGUAAUUACAUCUCGCUGAACGCGAGCUGCGGUCGUAAAAUGCUAAAAUUGGAUCGUAUACACUUUUUCUUAUCCCGCAAAUUGCUAUUGUUACAGGAUGGACCGCUUUAUCGCUUCCUUCCGCCUCAUUAUUUAUGCUAAACGAGUGCGACGUUAUAUCGGCGUAUGCAAUUGUUCGGACGGCCGCGAUGUCAUUUUACGGCAUGCGGGUCAUAUCCACGCGAUUUAAUCGCGCCGUAGGACAUAUGUAAAAUACAGGUCACUGAUUCGACGACUUUAAAUCAUUUAUUCUGUAUAUGUGUUCGCAUCAGUAAAUGCGAACGUCCACGUGGCUCGCGUUAUUGCGUCGCUGAAUGGCACGACGAUAUUUCUAUCCCCUAUUUCUAUCUGCGGCCGCAGGGAGGAUGUCGUCGUCACAUAGAUCGCAGUCGGGAUGACGGAGAACGGAUCCCGUUCCGAGAAAAGAAGCUUCGACGUUUCGUCGUUUCUUACAAGUGACACACGAGACAGCGAGGGAGAGAGAGAGAGACGAGAGAGACGAGAGAGAGAACUGGGACGGGCAGUCGCUACCUAUAUAAACGGAAAAGCAAUCAACGGGAAACGAAGAGAGAAAAAUCGCCAUGCAUUGAGAGUCGGCAACGGACGUGCAUCGCACCCCGGCGCUUCUGAAUCAUUCAUCACGGGGGUGGUCGCUCGCCGAUUUCGCUUCCAUCGAAAUUACAUCUCCGAUUUCACAACGGCACCACAGUUGCAAUGCGCUUUUUAAUUGAUUUAAAAUGAACGCGCCGAUCGUUUCGUGGAUGUAAUUAGUUGUUCGAAUGCAGUGUACUGCAUCAUUCAAUCGUAAGGACAAAUUUAUAGGUCGAAGAGUUCUGCACGCUUCUGCAGUCUCUUUAAAGUAUAUAAUGUAUAUGUAUAAUGUGAUACUGAAAUUGCACUGUUGGAUUUAUAUGUUUGCGUAACUAUAAAACGAUAUAAAUUCUGACGCAUUGUUUCUCAAUUUAUUCGCAAAUUCCAUCAUCUAUUCAAUAAUAUAAUUAAGUUAUUUUUCUGUUUAUGACUGAUCUCGCCAAUUAUAAUAAAAUAAUGAUAAAAUAAUAAUAAAAAAUUUUAAUUUACUUAAGCGUACAUGUAAGAUAUUUAUAGAGAUAAAAUAUACUUAAUCUCUCUAU